AGACUUAUCCUGGACUUAUAUCUCUGCUUAUACCCAUGUUUGGCUGCUGGAUCAGGAACGCUCAGGAAAUAAGGCACGCCAUGGAGACUUUUGAAAUUGGGCUCGAGACAGAAAUUUGAAGUCCAUGAAGCGGUGAGUGACGCGUUCUUCACGAACUUGUGUCGGAUUUCUGAAUUCUAUAGUUUGUAAAUAUUUUAUUUUGACUCGAACUGGAUUUAUGACCAAGCACAAACGCCACUUGAGGUUGAUAAACUUUUCCAGUUUAUUUGUGAUCAAUUUCAUCUUGUAAACUAAAAACUUUUGAGGUUGGAAAUUUUGGACAGAGUGUUAAACUUCCGUUUUGACACAUGUGUGAGGUGGUUCAAAGGUUAUUAAAAUAGUAAACCUUGCAGCGUCUCAUAGCCUAGAAAAAAAGACCUAACGUAAAGCAAUACAUUUGAUAAUAAAAAAACAAAAAUUGUGCAAGUAUGGCAGAUCACGAAAAACUUGUUGAAGUAAAUCCGAAUAACGGAAUCUCUUGUGUACGUUUUCGUAACGAAAAAGGAUUGUCGAUGGAACAAAUAACAAAAAUAUUCUCCAAAUACGGUGAAGUACUGAGCGUUAACGCAGCCGGCGUUAAUGAAUAUGGUUUUCGUUUCAUAAGGUUUCGAACGAAAGAACAAGCAUUGGAAUGUGUGCGGGGUUUGGAUAAUCAUCCAAAUAUAAGACUCCAGGAAGCUAAACAUAAAAGUGAAAAUCACAACAAUAAUACCCCUCCUAAUCAGUAUAGAAAAAAUAACAAAUCAAGCAUCCAUGGACUGGAAACUAAUAAUCCGUUGGACAAUACCAAUCAAAACGGCAGAACACAAUUGACGAACGGUAGUAAAGACGCAGCCAAACCAGAAAACAACGACUUUCAGCGACAAAAUGGAGAAAAUAUUGGUAGGAAUGACUUGAACGGUGCCGAUAGAAGUGCCGGUAAAGACUUUAAGACUGCCAAAUCGGAUGGCCACAAUCCAUUAAGGAAACCAUUGAGUGCGAGGCUUGCUAGGAAUUUACCCAAAAAUAAGUCAGAUUGCAGUAACGAGGCGCAAGAGAAUUCAGGGUAUCGAUUAAAUGUGUCGAAAUUUGCAGAAUUGUACAAACGUCGCGGAACCAUUGCCACCACAUUUCAACCAUCCAACAAUGAUUGUCAAAAUCAAUAUCAGAAGACGUUUGUUGACACACCUGCAAUACCCGCUGUUGCGAUACCACAGCCAAUGAUUGCCAGUCCACGUUCUUCGCGUACCAGUAGUAAAAGCCCGUCUAUAAUAACCGAUGCACCACCACCCUUAAUCAGCAACCCGCUGGAACCAAAAACACAAGCCUACCUCGCUUACGAUGUAGUCGUGGCAAAUAUUCAUUCUAAUUUGGGAGUUAGUAAUAUUUAUGAAAUGUUCGACAAGUUCGAACCGAUCUAUGUAUCUGACAUCGAAACUGUCCCGGAGAUCAAUGUACGGUUUUGCUUUGUUUACUUUAAAACCCCAUCCGUUACGCUCCAAGUCGAAGAAUCGUUUGAUGGUAUAUCUGCAUUUGGGAAGAAUCUAAUCAUCUUACGGCCAGAGACAUUGGAGGCAGAAGCAAGAAUCUUCUAAAAUCAUGACACUGCAAUCAAAGCCGAGUAUCGAUAUUCCUAGUAUCGAUAAAAGUCAUUAAAGUAGGACUUAGUACUGCGGCAUUUGGUAUUGCGAAAUUGGACUUUAUGGGCGCAUAGUUGUGACCAUUUAACAAAGAAUCUGUUUCUUCUUUUUUCUCCUUUUACACCAAUUCGCUUGACCAUCCAAUCUGGAGUUAGUGUCUAGGCUUGUGACGUUCAACACUAAUUACCUUGCACUAGUGCAGAAAAAAAAAUCACAAACAUGAGAUAUGUAAUCUUCAUUUGAUAUAGGUAAGAGAAUGCCUAGCUGUCCAUGAAGCACGACCAUACCUCAAAUAUCUAAAUAAAUUAGCCUACAAGUUGAUAUUUUAGAUUAGUUCUAUUAUACUUUUUUAUCAGUCAGUGCUUUUAUGCUAAUCAACUACAUUCUUGUUAGGUUAUUUUAGUUUGCACCACUAGAAUUGAGACACUGCUGAUUAAAAUUCUGCACACUAGCGUGAAGCUUGGAUAGAAUUAAGUGAUAUUUCUCUUAGGAAAAAUCAGUCAUCAAAGAGAAGAUGAUAAAGUUCAAAGAUGAACAUUUGUCCGAUUUUAUUACCUCACAACUUUAUAUACUCCAGACUUUAUUGUGAAAGAGAUCAUUUUGAUAGAUUUACUAAAAUGAAUGAAUGCUUUUAUUUACGGUAAAUUUGAGGUUGCUGUAUUUUCUAAUUGUAAAAUUUUUUUUUCAGUUUUUUUUUUUUGUUCGCUCUACCUCGUUAAUUCAAUCUUAGUAGUAAGUCCAGCGUUAACUAUAAUUGUCAUUGGGGGUUCAAAGAGUAUUCUCAAAGAACGGGUGAAAUUUGUGCGCCUGUUAUUCACAUCAUUUACCGUAACUGAUUUUACUUGGACUGUACCUAACUGAGACAUACGUGAUUACAUACAUACAGGUGUCCAAAGGAUGAUUAAGUUUGAAAAAAACCUUAAAAAAUAUGAGAGUUAAAAGAAAUGCUUUUUGUCAUCAUCCCAUCACCAUCCUUCAUGCAUAUUUACCCUAAUUAUUUGACUGAUGAACCAAAAGAAACCUAAUAAAUUAUAACCAUUUCUUCAAUUUUUUUUUUUUUUUUUCCCCCAUUCUGAUUUUACCGUCAAUUCUGUUACGGCAGGUCUGAUAGAUUAUUGCUUAUUUCAUUGUAAUUUUCUCCAGAUCUGGAGUUGAAUUACUAGUACAUAACUUUUAAAAAACUAGUUUAACCAUGGCCUGUUACACAAUUUCAGUUUUUCACUUCGUGCAUGCUCUAAGUAUUCAAAUAUGUUAUCAAACAGAUUUUUAUGCUAGCAAGAUAGUAUUCUGAGAAACAAGUCAUCAGUGUCAAAACAAAUUGCAAGUAUUUUCAUUUUUUCAAAAUAUAACUUAUUGUGAAGGUAUCUAGUCAUCGGGAAAAUUCAGCGAACCAGGCAAUAGAAUCGUUUCCUGGAAUUUAUGAUUUUCCUUUCACUGACUAUCGCUCAAAGACAUUACAAAUAAUUCUUGUCAAUAUCAGAAAUCACUUUACCCAACUCAUGGAAAUAUUUUUAAGUCAAGUUAAGGCAGUGAAAAAUGAAAAAAAUAUCCAACUGAACACUUAAAAUAUACUAAGUAUUUUGUUUAAUUUUAUAGAAAAUUGUCGAUAUGAACUCGUUGGUCGAAAUGAGUCACGAUAUACUGCAGAGAGAUGACUAUUAUCUUCUAGUGCACCGAAAAAUGCCAGUGAAUUUAUCAGUUUUUUGAAAUCAGGCAACUUAAUGGUAGAUACUAUCAAGUGAUAAAGAAAUCUGUGAUUAACCGACCUUUGUUUUCGACCAUGAAAAGUAAAACAUUUAUUUCAUUGAAAAAGUGAAUACUCAGUCAAUGUUCAAUAUAGUAAUGAAUGAAUGAGCCAUUGCCUGCUUUAGCUAAUUUGUUAUUCUAUUUUUGAUAGACAUAUAUGUAUUUAAAGGUAUGCAUGUACAUACGUAUAUAUAUUUUUGAUUCUACUAAAAAAAAAUGCGAGUUCAAAUUCUGAUAUCAGGCUCCGUUACGCGCGAUGUCCAAUGCGGCGUAUUACACCUUUUUACAAUUGUCUCGGUUCAUUAUACCAGACCAUAUUGUCCAAGUAUAUAGUUCAAUUCAAACUCUGACAUCAAAUAUUGCCGCAUUGCAGAUCAUAAAAACCCAUUUUCGUGAACUGUAAUAAUA
Messenger RNA from Neodiprion virginianus, 3812 nucleotides. RefSeq lists its product as uncharacterized. Bases 468 to 1613 code for a protein of 381 amino acids. Gene Ontology annotation, molecular function: RNA binding. The record is from RefSeq and is a predicted model, not a curated record. The transcript has 2 exons. NCBI's taxonomy places the organism in Eukaryota, Metazoa, Arthropoda, Insecta, Hymenoptera, Diprionidae.